AUGAUCUAGCUCCAAAUCUCAAAGAUUUUAUUGGAAAUGGGGAAAGAUUUAGAGACCUAAUGUACAGAUGGCAUAUUUAGUGGAAAAUUUUUAUUCAUCAAUACAACACCUGAUGGUGAACUUUUCGGAUCAGGAGAUCCAGAGAAGAUUGAUUUAACAAUGUACAUUGAGUCUGCUGAGUUAUCUGAGAAGCAUGCUGAAAUUAAAUUCGUUGAUAACUGUAAAUACGUCCUUAGAGAUUGCGGAAGUGAAUCAGGAACUUGGGUUAGAGUAAAAGAGAUAGAUUUGUAUCAAUAGAGUCGAAAAAGAGUCUUUAAAGUGAAGGACUAUCAUUUCCAGAUAGAAGAGAGCUCUGAGUACUUCGACGAGGUAGGAAAUUGGUUACGCAGGUAUGGUUUUUACAAGUAUAAUGACCUCUGCAAGUAAAAAGGAAUAGUACAACUAAAAGAGCUAUCUCAAAAAUUGACUAGGGCAGAUAUUAGAAAAAAAUAAACCUCAAGGAAAAAGUUACUCAUAUUGAAAUUUAUCAAAGGACCAAUUAUAUAAGGUGUAUAAGCUAGGGAAAUACCUCUGUUAGGGGACAGGCCCCUAGUGUUUGGUUGCAAGGAAGGCAAAGAUGUGAAAUACGUACUUACUGGCGAUAGAAUCGUAGAUAGACAUUUUGAAAUUUGUUUUGAUAAUAACACAUUAGUUAUGAGGACUCUGAAUUUCAACUGCUGGGAUUCUUGUGGUGUAUAUAGAAGGCUCUUUGAUCUCGAAAGUUAUAUUUUAAGACCUGGACAUGCAUUUAGAAUAGGUACUCUUGAAUUCCUAGUUGAGAGAUACAACACUGGAAUCGUGAGUGAUAUAGGUUAGAGGCCACACAUGGAAGACUCCUAUUGCAUAGUCUAAGAUAUGGUAAUAGAUGAAGAGACAUCUGUAACUUAUUAUGCUGUUUUCGAUGGACAUGGUGGGCCAGAUUGUGCAAACUAUUUAAGAGAUAAUCUUCAUCUUGAAAUUAAGAAAUGCUUCCUAGAUAAUAUAGAUGGUAUCAAGGAAUCAGAAGACCUUAAUGAAUCUCUUGUCAACUGCAUUUAUAGAGCCUUUGAGGAGACUGACAUGAAGUAUAAAUAAAUAUUCCCUACUGUUGCUAAUCAAUGUGGAGCAACUGCUGUAGUUUGCCUAAUUUUAGGAAAUAAAUUAGUCUGUGCUAAUGUUGGUGAUGCAAGAGCAAUUUUAUGCAGAAAUGGUAAAGCAAUUGAUCUCUCAGUCGAUCACAAAGCUGAGAGAAUCAGAAAGUAAGGAGGGUAUAUCGUGUUUGGAAGAGUUUUAGGAAGAUUAGCAGUAACAAGAGCUUUUGGAGAUUUUGACUGUAAAAACAUAGAAGUUCCAAAUGACGAUUAGGAGAAAGAAAUUAAAAGUUUUGUUUUAAAUGAACCUGAGGUAAUUUACCAUUUUAUACUACUGGCUUCAGACGGACUUUUUGAUAGAUUUUCGAGUUAAGAAUGUGUAAACAUUGCAAGGGAAAAGCUAACUUAAAUGGCGGUGAUGGAAUAAGAUCCACAAAAGGUAGCAAGAGAAUUGGUGAACGAGGCAAUAUAUAAGAGACUGAUAACAGACAACAUUACAGUAAUUUUAGCUACCUUAAACAGAGGUAUUGACACUUCUCUGGAGGGAAUGAUUGCCUCUGCUAAUCAAACAUUUUAGUGA
Messenger RNA from Stylonychia lemnae, 1689 nucleotides. The record is from the annotation of a GenBank genome assembly. NCBI's taxonomy places the organism in Eukaryota, Ciliophora, Spirotrichea, Sporadotrichida, Oxytrichidae.